ACUACCAAUAUCUAUCUAUGGCAACUAACUAAGCGACUUGACAAAAAAAAAAUGGAGUUACCGGAGGGAUGCAUCGCGAACAUUAUUGCUCGCACCACGCCCAAAGACGCAUGCAGGCUCUGCGCCGUUUCCAAGCUCUUCAAAUCCGCCGCUGAUUCUGACUAUGUCUGGGGUCGUUUCCUCCCUUCCGAUGUCGUUUCCCUCGUUUCCCACUCUCAAUCUCACUCUUCCUUGAUCACACUCUCUACUUCCAAUAAAUCCCUCUAUCUCGCCCUCUCCGAUAGCCCAAUCGUCAUCGACCAGGGUAAAAUGAGCUUUCAAUUGGACAAAAAGAGUGGGAAAAAGUGCUACAUGCUAGCUGCUAGAGCUCUGACCAUUGUUUGGGGUGACACUCCGCGAUACUGGCAAUGGAUACCCUUGGAAGAGUCCAGGUUCUCAGAAGUUGCUCGACUGGAACAUGUGUGGUGGCUUGAGAUUCGCGGGGUGUUGAGUACCCUUGUCCUAACCCCAAAUACUCACUAUGCAGCUUAUCUUGUGUUCAGUAUGGAGGAAGACAGAAUUGGAUUUCAAGACUGUCCUGUGGAGUUAUCAAUAGGCAUGCUAGGUGGUGAGGCUAGCACCAAGAAUGUGAUUCUUGAUCCAGAAUCAGACGGGGUACGGCAGCUUCCAAAUCUAAGAGGUAAUCCCUGGCUGGAGAUUGAGUUUGGGGUGUUUUUUGUUUCGAGCACAGAAGAUGAACAAGUUCAAAUGAGUGUUGUGGAAACUGAGGCUGGUGUCCUAAAGAGUGGUCUCAUCAUUGAAGGAAUUGAAUUUAGGCCAAAGGAAGAUAAUUAAUUAAGAAGCCAAGCCAUCGUUGAUUUGCACCAACAUAACUGCAAACUCUUUCUGAAGAUUUUAAUGGCAUUAGUUCUUUUUGUUAUUCUCAUUACUAAUAUUGAGGAAGGCUAGGCGAACAAUUUUAAAAUUUGAUCUAAUUACUCUGUAAGUCCCUAUAGUUUUGCUAAAUUUUUAAUUAGGUCUCUAUA
Arachis duranensis is the source of this 1025-nucleotide messenger RNA. RefSeq names its product putative F-box protein PP2-B12. NCBI's taxonomy places the organism in Eukaryota, Viridiplantae, Streptophyta, Magnoliopsida, Fabales, Fabaceae. The transcript has 3 exons. The coding region runs from base 52 to 834 and encodes 260 amino acids. Gene Ontology annotation, molecular function: protein binding. The record is from RefSeq and is a predicted model, not a curated record.